UUUACCAAAGAUGCUUUUAGAUGGAAGAAAUAUACUUUGUGUAUAGUUUUAUCUGUGAUUUUCCAAUAGCGAUUGUGGACUGUGAUUGUCUCAUCACUGCGCAAGUGAAUUUCGACUAAAACACUGAAGUGAAGACAGAUGGGUCGGAAUGUGACAUUCCGAUCAGUGUCAACCUGUCCCAAAGACGCUCCCACUUGGCUGAACAACGGCAUCAAGUUACAGUGCCCCAAUGAUACACAAGGUAGGAACCUGUACCAGUGUGUACCUAAUGAGAACAGAUCGUCACUGGUGGAGUUUUGUUCUAAAGGGAGUAUUGGCAGAUUUGAAGCAAAUAUCUGCCCUUAUGCUGUAUCUUCAGGACACCUAGACGCCAUCGACUGCUCCACUUUCCUUUAUGGUUGUCCGAGGGAACCUUACAUUACCAAUGAAGUUUUCAAAUAUUCAGCCUGCUUGGAAAUCAAUCCACAAAAACGCUGCUAUUUGGCAAAUGAAAACUGUUUAAAUGAAACGAGCCGUGCAAUACCAAAUUCCACAACGUUUAAUCUCAUGACUGACUCCUCAGCAUAUAUCCUGUCCACACACAGCUCUAAUCUUACUUCGGUGUCACCAAACAGUACUUUUAAUUUGCAGCCAGGGAUUGAGACCGCAUCUAUAAUUGCUGGAGUAGUAUCAUCAUCGAUCUUUCUAGUCGUUAUUCUCCUGUUCUUAUUCAUUUUUAACUCGAAAAGAUGUCAGUCUUGGAACACAACAGUGAAAUCAACGGAGAUGGAUGUCAUCAGUAUAGAAAGACAAGAAGAAGACCAAGAAAGGGGUGAGACUAGUUAUAUUGAUAAUGAGCUUGUUCCUUUUGUAAAUAUGCAACGCUUCGCAGAAUACGAUAUUGAGCGGAAAAUGCCCUCAGAUUUGUGG
Molecule: messenger RNA, 909 nt
Organism: Saccostrea cuccullata (small rock oyster)
Lineage: Eukaryota; Metazoa; Mollusca; Bivalvia; Ostreida; Ostreidae
Exons: 7
Source: RefSeq, a predicted model, not a curated record